Trichechus manatus latirostris (Florida manatee) is the source of this 595-nucleotide messenger RNA. It is a transcript of the gene NDUFB4, whose product is annotated as NADH:ubiquinone oxidoreductase subunit B4. Gene Ontology annotation, cellular component: mitochondrion. The coding region runs from base 27 to 416 and encodes 129 amino acids. NCBI's taxonomy places the organism in Eukaryota, Metazoa, Chordata, Mammalia, Sirenia, Trichechidae. The transcript is spliced from 4 exons. The record is from RefSeq and is a predicted model, not a curated record.
GCGCAAUUGCGCGCCCGGUCGCCAAGAUGUCGUUUCCGAAGUAUAACCCGUCGCGCCUGGCCACACUACCCGCUACCCUCGACCAAGCCGAAUACGACGUACCUCCAGAGACCCGGCGGGCUCAAGCCGAGCGGCUGGCUAUAAGAUCCCGGCUUAAACGGGAGUAUCUGCUUCAGUACAACGACCCCAAUCGCCGAGGGAUCAUCGAAGAUCCUGCCUUGACUCGUUGGACCUAUGCGAGAUCAGCAAAUGUCUACCCCAAUUUCAGGCCCACUCCCAAGACCUCACUCUUAGGAGCUUUGUUUGGCAUUGGGCCCCUGUUCUUCUGGUUUUAUGUUUUCAAAACUGACAGGGAUAGGAAAGAAAAACUUAUCCAGGAAGGAAAAUUGGAUCGAACAUUUAACGUCUCAUAUUGAGUUUGGCAAUGAUGAAUUUCUAUCGCUUCAGCAGAUCUAGAUUGCUUGCCCAGGGGAGUCGUCACGCCUUCACUUCCAAAGGCCAGAAUUGCAGACUCUCGCGUCGUCAGGCCUUUGUUGCAGCAGUUGCCUGUUCGCAGUUAUUACCAGACACGGAAGCACCAAGAUGCUCCAGUGAA